AGUCCCCACGGCGCUGUACACUCUCGCACGCACCCGUCGGUGUCUGCACUUCCCCCAGCACACGACAAACAGGGGAAAUCGACGGCGGGCACAGCGCAUACGGUGUGGGCUCGGGAGACAAUGGCGCCGAAGCCGAUUGCACCGCAGGCGCAGGAGUCGAACUACGCUACGGUGUUCAACAUCGGCUUUCGCCCCCCUCACAAACCGCUGCCCACCGGUGCCAACACGAAGCUCAAAUGUCCUUCAUGCGGCGUGUGGGCGCUGAAGGGAUCCACCUGUAAAGUCUGCCGCACCCCUAUUCCCGGCCCGCGCCGCAUCGCCAAUCGUUCCUCCCCUGCGCCGCUUACCGAGGUCGGCAAGGCUCGCUCUUCCAAGAAAGGUACUCCGCUGGCGAACGGCAGGCCACCUGCUCCAGCUGUCGCCCAUACAGAAAACAGGUAG
Molecule: messenger RNA, 441 nt
Organism: Leptomonas pyrrhocoris
Lineage: Eukaryota; Euglenozoa; Kinetoplastea; Trypanosomatida; Trypanosomatidae
Exons: 1
Coding region: 121-441 (106 amino acids)
Source: RefSeq, a predicted model, not a curated record